AGAGCCGGAAGCGCCCCCUCCCGUCCGGCCCCGCCGCUCGGUGCCCCUGCCGCUGGGGUCCGCCAUGUCGCCGGUGCGGGCGGUGCUGGCGCUGCUGGCCGCCCUUGUCGCCCCGGCCGCCGCCUACUUCGUCAGCAUCGACGCGCACGCUGAGGAGUGCUUCCUGGAGCGCGUGCCGUCCGGGACGAAGAUGGGGCUCAUCUUCGAGGUGGCGGAGGGGGGAUUCCUGGACAUCGACGUGGAGAUUACAGGGCCUGAUAAUAAAGGCAUUUAUAAAGGCGAUCGAGAGUCCAGUGGAAAAUACACGUUUGCUGCCCACAUGGAUGGAACUUACAAGUUUUGCUUUAGCAACAGAAUGUCCACCAUGACUCCCAAGAUAGUGAUGUUUACUAUUGACAUUGGAGAAGCUCCAAAGGGGCAAGACAUGGAGACAGAAGGUGGUGGAGAUACCUGGGAUGCUCAUCAGAACAAGCUAGAAGAGAUGAUUAAUGAGUUAGCAGUGGCCAUGACAGCUGUAAAGCAUGAACAGGAGUACAUGGAAGUUCGUGAAAGAAUACAUAGAGCAAUUAAUGACAACACAAACAGCAGAGUGGUUCUUUGGUCAUUCUUUGAAGCCCUUGUACUUGUUGCCAUGACACUGGGACAAAUCUACUAUCUGAAGAGGUUUUUUGAAGUCCGAAGGGUGGUUUAAGAGCACUUUCCUGGUCCCGGCUUUCAGCUCACUGUCUACCAAACAUCCUGGUCACAAAAAAAAGUCAUGUAGUUUCUGAACCCUCUUUACUGAACUGUAAAACUUAUUUGCUUAUGUUCUUUCCUAGUUAAAAAUGAAUUGUUUUUAUAUCUCUUCUGUAGCAAAAGCUGUGCUGAAAUCUUGUCACUUAAUUGGUACAUUUUUUUUCCACUGAAAUCUGCCUAGUCUGUACAUUAAGCGAGGUCCAGGCGAGCUGCAAACGCUCUAAUUCAGCUGUAGUAACAGGCACUGUUGCCUUUUCUAACUUCCCCCCCUCCCCCCCGUUUUCAUAAAUCCUUGCGGUUCUAUCUAGGGAAACGGUACAAGGCCCUAAGGUGAUUGUUUGCAUUUUUGACAUCUUUAACCCUGCAGUAGGUGUUAGGAAAUUGAAAUAAUCCCUUCUUCACACAAACUGCAACGGAAAAUCGGUUGGAACUAUAUUCUGCUCUUGAGUAGGAGGCAGCUGGCCACGUCUAGUCUAGCGUUCAUACCUAGUUGCUAUUUUAAAGUACGUCUUCAGUAACUAUCCCAGUUACAGCAACUUAUUCCCAAAAUUCUUUUUAAGCAUUCAAUCUGAAAAUACGUUUUCUCCUCUCAUUGCUGAGUGUUUAUCAUGUGGUUUUAAGUCUUUCACAGAUUUAUAACAAAGCUGACUGCGUGCAGUGUCUUGGCAAACAAAAAAUAGUUAACCCUUUGGGUUUGCAGGUCCAAAGCUCAGACUGUUGGCACUACUGUGGAAUGCAUUAGUGUUCAGGAAAACUGGAUUCCUGAUGCCAAAGGGUUAAUCGUCCUGGGGGUUUAUUGCAGUGCUAUGCAGUCCUUGUGUUUAAGUUCAGUGGCAAUCCCUGCCAUUAUCUGGUUAUAAUUAGCACAAUGCUAAAUACCGGCAUGUUUUCUUUUUUCAGGCACAUGUAGAUUUGUUUUUGUAUAAAG
Molecule: messenger RNA, 1663 nt
Organism: Cuculus canorus (common cuckoo)
Lineage: Eukaryota; Metazoa; Chordata; Aves; Cuculiformes; Cuculidae
Gene: TMED2
Product: transmembrane p24 trafficking protein 2
Exons: 5
Coding region: 65-691 (208 amino acids)
Biological process (GO): endoplasmic reticulum to Golgi vesicle-mediated transport; Golgi organization; intracellular protein transport
Cellular component (GO): Golgi apparatus; endoplasmic reticulum; COPII-coated ER to Golgi transport vesicle
Source: RefSeq, a predicted model, not a curated record